CUGGGGUUCCAGUCCAGAAGUUGGAGUGUGGUUGUGCUUGAUUUGCUUCCGUCAGUGGCGUCGCCCGCCCCAUGGCGUUGAUCACUGAUGGCAACCGGAAACUGGAGGAGUACAAGGCCAGGGAGUCCAUCUACAUUUCAGCCUUGGUCAACCAAGAGGCUGAGAUGACCCGUUUGAGGUCCUUGGCUGCUGAGAUCAUGGGCGCUUAUGGCAAUGUCUCCAAGGCAGCCCUGAGAGGGGCGCUUGCAGAUGCCACCAGCAACAUGGGGGUGCUGGUGCUGCGGCAGCAGGCGCACCCCGUUGAUUCGCAUAUUUUUGCAAGAGCCAAGGAGCAGCGUGUGCGACAACUGAAGGAUGACUUGGAGGCUAACCGCUUUGAUCAGAGCGACCCUGCCGGAAAGGCCCUGAUGCAGAAAUGCAAGGCGCUCCUUGCUGAGAACCGAGAGCUUGGCGAGCUCAUGCAACAGGAGCGUCUCGCAGAGUUGCGCACUGCCUUUCAAAACGAGCAGAGGAAGAAUGCCGAGCUCCAGCAGAAAUGCACGGAGAGUGCCGACUUCUGCAAGGAACUCACUCAGGACAACGAGAAACUCCAAAAUAACAUCGCCAAGGUGUCCGGUUCGCUGCGACAGGCGCGGGCGGAGUUGGAGACCUUGAAGCGACAGCGGCAGGAGGUCAAGGCCCAGAGGAAGCAGGCCAAGCUCCUGAAGCAGCAGGCAGCUGCCUUGACUAACGAACUGAGUGGCGCAGAGAUACCGGCGGACGCGGCUGUUGAAGUGGUGGAUGAUGACGAGGCGGAUGCAGCACCAAAAGAAAAGAAGGCCAAGAAGCGCAAGAAGGCUGAGGAAGGUCAGACUCCCGGCGAGUGACCACUGCAGGUCAGAUAGAA
Messenger RNA from Durusdinium trenchii, 886 nucleotides. NCBI's taxonomy places the organism in Eukaryota, Dinophyceae, Suessiales, Symbiodiniaceae. The record is from the annotation of a GenBank genome assembly.